Molecule: messenger RNA, 1047 nt
Organism: Salvelinus sp. IW2-2015
Lineage: Eukaryota; Metazoa; Chordata; Actinopteri; Salmoniformes; Salmonidae
Source: RefSeq, a predicted model, not a curated record
UACACCCAAACGAACCUCUACCUCCUCCAUUCAUCCUUCCACCCUGUCACCGGAGAGGCAGGGAACGAGGGAGGAGGCGGAGGAGGAGUGUGGGCAGCCCUGAGAGAGGAGACGGGGGGAGGUUCAGCAACACACGACCAACCUCCCCACUCAAACAGAGCUCCGCCCCCCACCCCCACCAGGAACAAUCUGAACGUUGCCGUUGAUUACCCGUCGCCCCGACAACCGCCGAAACCAUCUUCUACCCCCAACAACCACCCUAACAACCGAACUAAAACCCUCUUCUCCCUCCUCACCCUUCCCCCCUCUCUGCCAGCCUCACCCCCCUACCACCACACCCACCCCGCCCUCCCCCCCCCAACUCUCGUCAUAAGGACUUCCCCCUUCCUCGCACCCUCCUCCUGCCCGCUCCCCUCCCCCUCCUCCACUACACCAUGCAACAGCUCUUCACUCGUUCUCUCUCUCACCUUCAUCCUCUCCACAAAGGGGGCGUUAUGAAUCUGAUGCUUACAUGGAGGGGACCCUUUCCCCCGCCACCUCACCCCCUCCUCUCUUCCUCUCAUCCCUCCUUCCCUCCCUCGCUGUGAUGGAUCGGCUGGAUGGAGGGCUGCAACAUCAUCAUGAGAGGGAUGGAGAUGAGAGGGAGGAAAGGGACGGUGGGAUGGAUUCUGGGAUGUACCUCGGUCCGGGUUCAUCUCAGGAGGGUUUGUCUCCCUGUCAUCUGAAGAAAGCCAAGCUAAUGUUCUUCUAUGCUCGAUACCCCAGCUCUAACACACUCAAGACUUACUUCCCUGAUGUCAAGUUCAACCGCUGCGUCACCUCCAGCUCAUCAAGUUGGUUCAGUAACUUCGUGAUUUCUUCUACAUCAGAUGGAGCGCUUCGCCAGGCAGGCUGCCGCGACGGUGCACCCUGCCUGGGAGAGAUAGCAGAGAGACCCCCUACGCCUGGGCCGGGACACUGAGCUCUAUCGCAUACUAACAUGCAUUAUAACAAGAGCAACGACUACCAGUAAGUGUGAGGGUGUAGGGACAGCUAUCUGUCUGUGUA